Dibothriocephalus latus is the source of this 417-nucleotide messenger RNA. NCBI's taxonomy places the organism in Eukaryota, Metazoa, Platyhelminthes, Cestoda, Diphyllobothriidea, Diphyllobothriidae. The record is from the annotation of a GenBank genome assembly.
AUGCUUUCUGAGGUGUCUGUCGUUACCAACCGUAAAGUCGCAGGCUCCCAACUGUGUCCCCUGCUAACGGAGGCGGCUACCGCUCAGCAGACAGUCUGGCUCGGUUGCCAAAACGGCGAUCUCUUCCUGCACUGCAGCAUGACCAGUCGCUACCGCUGUCUUCAGACCACUCGAAUGCCCAGCGGCGUUACCGCCAUCUGUCACUUCUCCGGUCGGGUGUUUGUCAGUCUCGCGGACGGGCACAUCGUCGUCUUCCGACGUCAGGCUCCUCCGGCCACCGCUAAUGCCUCUUUCGUUGGCUAUCCUGGUGACGCCCAGGCGCUAGCUGAUCUGGAGGAUAAGGGGGUCUUUGCGACGGACACCAUCUCCGCCGCCGCCGUCAUUCCCCGUUCUGCCACCCAAGACACCGCUAUAACC